UCAAGAGGUUAUGAAGCAGAACCUUAAAGAGAUGUGAAGUUUAGUUGGCAUUUUGUCUAACGGCGUUAGAACUCUCACGUUGUUACACUCCGCUUUGUAUCAAUUUCUCCCGCUGUCGGCCACGCCCACGGUGAGCAGCAUCUCUGGAGAGGGAGACUCCCAUAAAACAACCUAGCUGGUGAUGCUCGGAUCUGCAGCUGUUUGGUUGCGGUGGGGGUUGGAAGUAACGGGCGCUAAACGAGAUAUGGACUCCAGGAAACAGGUCACCUUUCUGGAACGAGAGUCUGUUUGCCAAGACCUGCAGCAGCUAACCAAGACUAACGCAGGAGGGAGGACAAUUGGAUUUCAAGUUCCAAAGGUUCGCAGUUCAUUUGGUGCUCAGGAAACCUACCAAAAGAUGAGCAGCAAAAUUGUUUCACCAAUUCCUCCUCCAUUUGAUGGUUGCAACAGUGUUCAGACAGCAACCCCUGAAUAUGGCAGCCAACGAGCUGAUUGGAACCAGGAGGAGGAACAUAAACCAAUGGCAAUUUCUACCUCAGAUAUUUGCCCGAUUCAGAGAGACCAUCCAAAACAACAAGAAUUUUCAACUGAAAAUGCCAAGAAGAGAGGCAAAAAAAGCAAUACGUUAACUGAGGGUGAAGUAGAUGUGGGAAUGGGAAAGGGAUGGAAAACACAGUCUGAUUCUGAUCUCCCAGUCAGAGUGGUAACACUGCAGACCGAUGGACUGCUCCAGAUGGGGGAAAUGAAAAAGAAUUUGCAAUCUCGGCUAGACGAGCUCCAAGUCAAUUUUCAGACUGGGGUGAAUAAGCUUCAGAAUGCAUUUGAGUCCGGUAAUAGUCAGGUUGAAUUAAGUGUGGCCAAAGUGAGCUCUGCUGUCACUUCAAUUGAGACCACACUGCAGAGUGUGGAUUCUAAUCUAGGCACGAUUAACUCCAAUCUGUUGCAGCUCCAAGAAACGGUUGAAUUUGGUUUUAAAGAGCUCACCCAGGAAGUUGCUUCUCUAGUCAAGUGGCUGUGCCAGAAUCUAAGCGCUGGACCUGCAGAGAAUCAGCCUAUUCUGUCCAUCGACAAUGAAACUAGUUGAAAUGAUAGAAUGGAAAGCGAGGGAGCAUCGGGGCAUGCUACAGGAACUGUUCCCAAAUACACAGCUUCUUCUUCUUUCGUGUGGCAUGCACAGCUUAAAGUUGUAGGACAACUUGUUCUAUUUGAUCUUCUGUUUGUGCACGUCUAGUUGAUUGCAUUAGUCGAAACAGGGCGGACCACGUGAAGGUUGCAAUCUUCCACCCCAAUACACAGCUGAAAACCAUACACAUUCCCACAUCAGUGGAAAAUGCACCAUUUUUGCAGGUGUCUGCUCUAUUUAACAAUAUCCUUCUAAAAUCAGUACCUACCUGCAACCACAUAAUUCAUGAAUGGAAUUUGAGAAUAUGGGGGUGGUUCUGCUGCCAAUAAACAGUUUGUGAAAU
Leucoraja erinaceus (little skate) is the source of this 1466-nucleotide messenger RNA. RefSeq lists its product as uncharacterized. The record is from RefSeq and is a predicted model, not a curated record. The transcript is spliced from 4 exons. Bases 182 to 1084 code for a protein of 300 amino acids. NCBI's taxonomy places the organism in Eukaryota, Metazoa, Chordata, Chondrichthyes, Rajiformes, Rajidae.